UACAGAGGAUGAAGAAGUGAGUGUCAGUCUCCACAGAUCUGUGCUCAGUGACACACAGACGUAUGGAUCCUCUGAUGCUCCUGUUUCUUCUCAUUGCUGGGCUCACAGGAAGUGUACAUGGUAUGAUGGCAGAAGUCCUUGCUAUAUGCUCAGGUGCUGACAGUGUGUCCACAGUGACCUGGGUGUCAGUACUGAGUGGAGGAUCUGUCACCAUCCCAUGUUUCUAUGAGGACAGAUAUGAAACACAUGUGAAAUACUGGUGCAGAGGGUAUAGAUUGAGGUCAUGUACUCCCAUAGUACACACUGACUCUCCACAGGAGGGUAAAGUGUCAGUCAGAGAUGAUCCUGACCAGCGAGUCUUCACUGUGACCGUCAACAAUCUGACAGCUGGGGACUCUGGCUAUUACUCAUGUGGUGUGAAGAUCUUUGGAGAUGUAGAUGUUGGAGAUCAGGUUUACCUGUCAGUCACUGAGGUUGUCUUCACAGUGAAAUGGGUGCAUGUACAGAGAGGAAGAUCUGUCACCAUCCCAUGUUUCUAUGGUGACAGAUAUAACACUCACGUAAAAUACUGGUGCAGAGGGAAUAAACGGAAUUCAUGCGCUCCCAUAGAACACACUGACUCUCCACAGGAGAUGAUCUCAAUCAGAGAAGAUCCUGACCAGCGAGUCUUCACUGUGACCAUCAACAAUCUGACUGUUGUGGACUCUGGUCAUUACUGGUGUCGUGUGGAGAUCAGUGAAGCCUCAGAUCCUGGAGAUGAGGUUUUCCUGUCAGUCACUGAAGGUUCCCCAGAGCUGUCAGUGGACAAACAGGAGGUGACGGGUGUGGAAGGAGACACUGUCAGUGUUCAAUGUCGCUAUGGAAACAGUGACAGUCUGAAGCUGUGGUGUAAGAUUUGGGGCUCCUGCUCAUCAGAGAGAUCUGUGAGUUUGGAUGGGAGGCCUGUCCUGAUCAGGGAUGACAGAGUAAACAGAGUCUUCAGUGUGACAAUGAUGGAACUGGAGAGGAAUGACACUGGCUGGUACUGGUGUGCUGCUGGAUACCACCAGAUCCCAGUUCAUAUUACUGUCAGUCAGACAACUACAACCACAACCAGCACUGAUCAAACCACAGUCCUUACUCCAGGUUCCGCUUCUGUCUCAGCUACCAUCAAGCUGCCUGCUCCUGGAUCGACCCACACAGGAGUGAAGGGACAGAGUUCUCUGGUCCAGCUGGUUUUGUAUGUAGGACUGGGCUCAUUGGUGCUGCUGUUGAUCAUCAUCAUCAUCACAUGGAAAGUGUGGGACAAACACAAGAAAAAAGUGGCCAGGAGUCAAAAUCCAGGAAGGACAGCCUCUGAGGAGCCUGGUGCUGAUGUCACCUACAGCUCCAUUGUCCUGUCAGGCCCAGAGGUGUCCUCUAGAUGUUCUUCACACCGUCCUGCUGUAACCCCAGCCAGCGAUGUGAUCUACAGCUCAGUCACCCUGAAGCACAGAGAGUAGGGGGCAGCGACACAGAGAGGCUCCUCUACAUGUGGGGAGCUGCUGCUCAGGAUGAGAGCUGUGAGGGACACGCAGAUACUCCAGUGAUGGGGAGGGAUCAUCACCAGAGAGGAGCAUCUUACAGUGAUGUGAGCUGUAUUUACAUGGCAUGCAGCACUGUCACAUUACAGUGUGACAGUAAGAAUCAGCCAGUGAGAAACACACAUUCAUGGCUGUUGUGCAUCUGAACCUUAACUGAGGUGCUAUUUGUCUCUUAUGUUGCUUUGCAGAAAUUAAAAUUUCAUUAAAAUAGAUGUAAGGCAUUAACUUGGUGGUGUGUGAAAUGUCCCUUUUCAUUCAUAUUAAUGGGAAACAAAUAUCAUUAGCAAUUCUAGUUGAUUUGUAUAAGGUAGUUUAUAGAAUAUAUAGUAUUUUGAGAAAGUGUUAGUCAGUGUCUUCUGCAUAUACAGUUUAUGUAGAGCUGAGGGGGUUACUGAGGUCUAAGAGCUUUGCUGCCCCCUGUUGGAGCCACUUCUCUGUUUGCUAUAGACAGUGGAAUUAAAAACUUCCCUGUUACCGUUAUAUCAUGUUUCAGUAUAAAAGCUUUAGGUUUUUUCCAGAGAAUGUUAGGCUCUUGUUUACUGAUAAAUGGAGUAUUAUUGAAAAAGCAGACCACAGACAGUGUGACUCGUCAUAAACAAUGUUAAUAAAAAUGCUUUUCAUUGCUCCUGCAUGCUGCAGUGGUGUCUCAGUGUGUAACACGGAUGCCUCAUACUUUCAGGGGUUUGGGUUUGAAUCCUGCCCCUGGCUGUCAGUGUGCUGUUUGUGUCCCUGAUUUGG
Molecule: messenger RNA, 2300 nt
Organism: Brienomyrus brachyistius
Lineage: Eukaryota; Metazoa; Chordata; Actinopteri; Osteoglossiformes; Mormyridae
Product: CMRF35-like molecule 1
Exons: 11
Coding region: 63-1481 (472 amino acids)
Source: RefSeq, a predicted model, not a curated record